Molecule: messenger RNA, 719 nt
Organism: Cuscuta epithymum
Lineage: Eukaryota; Viridiplantae; Streptophyta; Magnoliopsida; Solanales; Convolvulaceae
Source: the annotation of a GenBank genome assembly
CGGUUACAAUGCUUGAGUGGACAGUGAUUUGGCAUAGGAGUCCAGGUUACCCCUUUAAAUGUUUUGGCUAAUACCAACGUGUCUUCCAUCUUUUUUUUCCAUCGCUGAACCUAAAUUUCUCCCCAUCUUCUCCAAUCGUUCCACCCAAUGUCUGGUUCAUCCGCAUCAACGACUAGGAAAUAUUCAGGGGCUACAACUCUUGACUAUGAGCCCCCCGUUUACUGUGGAUGUGGUAUCAAAGCUCAUCUUUGCAUCAGUAGAGAGUGAAAGAAAGUUUUACGGUUGUCAACAUUGGCCGUAUUUACAGGUUGAUGGAUGUGGGUUUUUUAUUUGGAUGGAUGAUAUGGAUUUAAAUAAAAAAGUUGGAGGAGGUAAAAUGCAAGGAAACCGGGAUGAAGUGAAGACAAUGAUUGCUGGACUUGGUCAAAAAAUAGGAUCACUUCAAAGAGAAGUGAAUUGUGUGAGACAUAUAGUUGAAAAUGAAGUGAAGGAAAGAAAAAAAUGAGGAAGAUGUUUGUGUUAGCUAGUGCUAUUUGUUUUGGUUAUUUGGGUGUAUCUCAAUUUGAGAUAGUGUAGUGAGGAUGUGUACGGUGUGUGUAUUUUGCACAUGAUUUGGAGCAUGUAAUGUCUUCCGACUUGUUCAAAUUAAACAUGUAAUUUGGAUUUGAAUUUUUUACUGUGUUUACCUUAGUUUGGCAACUUAAACCAGUAGCUUUGAG